AUGUUUCCUAGCAGGUACCGAAGCAGAUCAUCGAAGAGAAAGUUCGAAACCCUCAAUCACCAAUGGGUUCACCUAUUCUACCACGUCUCGAAAAUUGCCCAGGACAACAAUCUACAACUCGCAUCGCUUUGGAAAGAAGGAGGAUGGCUGUUUGAAGCUGUCUCAAAUCGCGAUAAACAGAAACUCUCAACCAAAGUCUUCGAAGAGAUCAACCGCAGGCUGGGAAUACCUAGCUUGUACCAGCAAGGCCGGAACCCGCGAAACACCCACACCUCCAAUCAUAGAGACAUCCCCACCGAGGUCUCUGCGAGCCAACAUGAUCAUACUGUCUCAGAGCUUAGACACAACGUGAAGUCGGAGCCGUCCGAAUCCGAAUUGGAGCCGUCCGAAUCUGAAUCCGACUCCUACUCCGACGGAUCGACUUCCGGCGAUGUCUCCCCUCUUGCCUUCAGAAUUGACAACCUCGGUGCUCACCGCAACAUCGAUGCCCAAUCUAGCGGUUUGUCGACAACUAGUACGACCGCAGUCCGAAUAAAAACUGAAGCAACCGAUACGUCUUCGUCGCCAUCACCAGUUCAAACGUCCAGGCUCAAUGGCAUUGUCGCGAAACUCUCACCAAGGGCUCUGAACACACAAGUCGCCGUAUCCCAGCACAGCCAGGCAAAGAGACGAUCUGAACAACUCGGUUCCUCAUCCGAGGAUGAUUCCCCGGUAUCAAUGAGACGACGUCCAAGACCCCGAAGAAUUAUCACACCCGAAGCAGAUCAGGACAGCAUAUCAUCGAUGCAGGGGAGCCGACGAAACAUCGGCAUAGACAAGGCCUUCACUCGAGAAGCAUUCGACGAGACGCUCAGUAGAUGGUCCUCCUUUGCACCAGCUGGAGGUGAGUGCAACGCCGGAAACAAAUUUGCGGAAUUGGAAGAUUGCGAGAAGGAGCUUCGUCGGUCGGAAGAAAGUUUGAAACUUGCUCAGCAAAAGCACGACGAGGUUCAUCGACAACUUGAGGCUAUUGACCAGCUCAUUGCAGUUGCCACCCCUGGCCAAAACGAAGGAGAUGCUGCCGGCAUUGGCAGACGGAGGGGCGAAAUUUGGGCGCCUCUUCUUGCUACGGCAGAGCGAACGCGAGAGGUCUUGGAGGUGGAAGCACGGGAGGAGGUAGAGCGACUGUCUACCACCGUUGAGGUUAUGAGAGCAGAUGUGGCACGUCUAACCGACGAAGCUGAGUUGCAACGACUGGCGAAAGAGGUUGCAAAAGGAAUGAAGGACAUCUCCAAGUUGAUGGAAAAGAGACGUUAA
Colletotrichum aenigma is the source of this 1296-nucleotide messenger RNA. RefSeq lists its product as uncharacterized. NCBI's taxonomy places the organism in Eukaryota, Fungi, Ascomycota, Sordariomycetes, Glomerellales, Glomerellaceae. The transcript has a single exon. Bases 1 to 1296 code for a protein of 431 amino acids. The record is from RefSeq and is a predicted model, not a curated record.